AUGAGCCAAGGUCAAUCGAGCUCGUGUGCGCAUACUGAAGAACCUCGCACGGAGCACGAGAAGACCGAAAGAGAGAAGAGAAGGGAAAUGAGAGUAAGCCAAUCUGAAUAGAAACAUGGAUUAAUCGCAUUUUCUGGCAGAAUGAGAAGAAACGAAAGCUCGGAGCUGAAGAAGAUGAAGAAAAGGACAAUAUCAAUCUAUCCAUCAAGACGGAAGAUGGAGCCGUGGCGGAGGAAGCGGAGAAGGUAAUCCCUGACUGCCUCAUCAACCCUGCAAACUUCCUGGAUCGGGUGGAAUCGCGGCGCAUCUGCGGAAUUGAAGACAAACUUGCGUUCCAAACGAUCGUAGUGGAUGACUUCACAAAAGAUGUCAUCAGAACGUAUAAGAAGAAGGGAAAAUGGUCGCAGGAAGAAGAUGCACGUGGCGAGAAUGCUCUGCUAGAGAGAUACCGAGAGCUGCUCGAAAACGCUCUAACGGACGAGAAACUGUAUUAUUACGUCAUAGGCAACGAGCUUCGGAAUGAGGAUAUCGCUGGAUUCCGUCACAAUCAAACCGUCGAGGAACUGUGUCAGCAAUCAUUCCUCAAACCGUACAGUGUGCUCGUGUCGCAGGUCAACAUGUGCGCUCAAUCGAAUCUUUCGUCGGACAAAGAUGUCAAGGCCUUCCUUUUGGCGCAAUUUUUCGCAACCGCAAAAGAAGCAGUCGAGAUUAUGACGUUCGCGGACAUCCAAAAAGCGAAGAAAGACAAAGAACAUUCUGUUCCAACGGUUGAAACGGCAAGGAGAAUGGGCCAGCGCGCUGCGAUGAUCGGUGACUAUCGUGAGAUCCUCGAUAUGAAAGGAAACGCUGCCAUAGUUGCAGCGUUCCAGCAACUGAAAUCCCAAAAGGUAGGAAAAAUAUUGAAUUUUUAAUAUUUCAUUCGAUAUUUGUACAGGCGGUCAACCCAAUGCUUAUCGACAAUGUGGCCGAGAAUCCAGAUCUCCCGGGGAACAUUCAUCUCGAGCCUUAUGCAAAGAUAAUUCUCAACGCACCGUUCGAUAGAGUGCAACACUGUCUUGUCAAGAUCUCAAAUACAAAUCAACGUUCAAUCAUGAUCAAAACCUGGAUGACCGUAGAAGGCCGUUAUGAACUUGAGCCCUCAUCUGGCGUCCUGAAGCCGAAUGAGAAGAUUCUGAUAAAAUUGACCUGCCUGCCUAUCGAUAUCAAUUCGGAAUGGAUGAACAAAGACAAGAUGGCCUUAAAGUGGACCUAUACGCUCAACGAAGAAACGGACAUCUUCAACGACGAGUUCUUCGCUCGAUAUGGAAAAGUCCGUCAAAUCACGCUUCCGAUAAUUUACAAUCUCUAA
Messenger RNA from Caenorhabditis sp. 36 PRJEB53466, 1348 nucleotides. The record is from the annotation of a GenBank genome assembly. Lineage: Eukaryota; Metazoa; Nematoda; Chromadorea; Rhabditida; Rhabditidae.